Messenger RNA from Amphimedon queenslandica, 2262 nucleotides. Its product is annotated as kelch domain-containing protein 4-like. NCBI's taxonomy places the organism in Eukaryota, Metazoa, Porifera, Demospongiae, Haplosclerida, Niphatidae. Bases 633 to 2138 code for a protein of 501 amino acids. Gene Ontology annotation, molecular function: protein binding. The transcript is spliced from 13 exons. The record is from RefSeq and is a predicted model, not a curated record.
UUACAAGCAAGUGGUAUAAGUGGUCAAUUUGAGGAGCUGCUCUCGACUUCAAGGAGCCUGAGUGAGACCUUUUUAAUACCACUUGUUUGUAAUCAGUUGUUUAUUGAGAUAUUUAUUAAAUUAUAGUUUCCUUCAGUUCAAUCAUUUCUGUGGUCAGUGAUAUCAACAGUAUCAAUAAUUUGUACUAUGUGUGUGUCAAUAUAGCACAUGUAGCAGAGUGAUGUUCGUACAGAACAGUUUGAGAUAUGAUAUGCUACAAGAAAGACAAGGGAAGCAGCCAUUACUGAGAAAAAGCACCAGCACAUUACACAGGGCUCAUUUAACUGGUCAAAAAUUGAUCAUGAUUUCUUAAAGAAACCAAGCAUGAGGGAAAUUCAUUUCAGGCUUAAUGUUGUUAUUAGCGAUAUUCAUAGCGGUUAUAUAAAGCACAUCUGCUAUCCUUCAACAAUAAGUCACAUCAUUUGAUUGGGUAAUCUUGUAUUUUUUUUAUUGGUAUCUGUUUUGCAAGUUUUUAUCCUAAAAUUUACCAAAAUAAUGCAAUCUUGUUUACAAGAUAUAGUUAUAUAAUAGUGCUGGUAACUUGUGGUAAUCCUGGUAUAACACUGUGUUGUGAUGACAUAACAUAAACUACAAUGUACAUUGCCACAUUAAGUGACUGCUGUGUCAGUGUAGACUGUAGAGGCUGUUUACUGGAGGAGAUGUCAUCAAUCUAUCAACCAGUGGAGAGGAACGAUCACUCUACAGUACAGGUAGGAGACUACCUGUACAUGUGGGGUGGGGACCAGCCUGGUCUCCCUAAAGUACACAAUAAUGAGAAGAAGAGAUCAAUGUGUUCUGUAGUGGAGGUCUGUCACCUACCAACUGGUGAGUGGGUACAAAAGCCUACCACUGGUGACCCUCCACUUGGUGUUGGGGGAUAUGCUGCUGCUGUCAUUAGAAAUGAAAUAUUCUUUUUUGGAGGCUAUUGUGGUCAUCUUGGCUGUUAUCAUAAUAGCUUAUACAGUUUUAAUGUUGAUACCUUCAAUUGGAAGGAACUCUCUCCUACUACAUCUCAUCAUGGUCCUAUGAUGAAGUCCUUCUCUCGCAUGAUAGCAAUAAAAGUGAACGGUGAGGACUAUCUUGCAGUAAUUGGAGGACGUGGACCAUCUUCUAUGAAUACCCCACCACAACCUGGUGCCCAGUACAGUGGAGCUGUUUUUCAAUGUUGCAAUGAAGUCCAUAUGUACAGAUUAAAAACUGGUGAAUGGACUUCACCAACUGUCACUGGACACAGACCACCUCCUAUUAAUUCCUUCACUUUAAUAUCAAUAACUAAUACCACUGCUAUAUUGUUUGGUGGUUAUACUGGUAGUGAUGGAUGGAGUAAUGAUGUAUAUGUAUUUGAAUUUACUGAUACAUCAGUGAAAUGUACAAAGUAUUCUAAUCCUCGAGGAUCAGUAUGGCCUGAGGAGAUAAGUCGUCAUUCCAGUGUAUUGAUCAACUGUAGCUCAGGACCACACCUACUAGUGGUGGGUGGAGAUGGUACCAAUGACUGUUGGUUGUUACAUAUAAACAAAAUGGAAUGGAAAGAACUGACUAAUAUACCAGACAGUGUCACCGAUAGAGAUUAUCAUUCUCUCUCAGUUUGGAAUGAGACACAGACCACUCACUGGAUAAUUGAGUUUGGAGGAGAGAGAGAUGAUGGUUCAUCAAUCAGUGAUACAAGAUUUAUUGAAAUGAUAUCUAGUACUGGUGAUUUGGUAGUACAGUCAGUACUGGACAUUAAUGAAUAUCAGAAGAGAAGAGUACUGGAGGGACUUGCAAAAGCUCAUAUUAAAGACACUAGUACUGCAUCAGAUAAAGACAUUCUGGACAAAGUACCUCAAAAUGGUGACCUCUUUAGAUUGUUCAAAAGUUCUGCUGCCCAUUAUAUGAUCAUUGGGACUGCACUUGAUGUACAAGUGAAUGACCUGCUACCUACUCCAGGGGCUGCUACUGGUAACCUCAUACUAGUGUUCCAGAGAUGGAUGGACUCCAAUAAAGGAGUGACCUGGAGGAAAGUACUUCAAGUUUGUGAUGAUUAUCCAGACCAACUUGGAAGAGUAAAAGCUGAAGUGGAAGGAUUUCUAUCAUCAGACAGAGCCCGUGAUAGCUAUUAAGAAUAUUAUUCUGUCUUUUUCUGAGUGACUGCAUGUUAUUAUACUAGUUCAUUUAAUCCUUUGCAAUUUUAAUUUUAAUGUCCAUUUUGAAACAUUAGCUAUAACUCAAACAUUUUUGUUGGAA